Molecule: messenger RNA, 14338 nt
Organism: Cydia strobilella
Lineage: Eukaryota; Metazoa; Arthropoda; Insecta; Lepidoptera; Tortricidae
Gene: mv
Product: lysosomal-trafficking regulator
Exons: 60
Coding region: 106-13308 (4400 amino acids)
Molecular function (GO): protein binding
Source: RefSeq, a predicted model, not a curated record
UGUAGGUUUUAGUUAAGACUAUAGCCUCGCCAAUAAGUAUAAUAUUAUGUUAAGUAUCCUGGAUUGCAUUGUGCAGUACUCUGCUUAAAAUUAGGUUGAAAGGCGAUGGCCGAGGAACCUCUGAAGCUCUACUGGGACCAUUUCUUCAAAGCGGAGACCGGAACUUAUGAGAAAUCAACUUGGUUGGACCUGUUCUUAGCUGAGUUCCUUGUCAGACUUAAUAGCGGCGCUAAUCCGAAGGAACUUAUCAAUUUUUGUCCUGUGAGCGGAGUGGUGACAUUAGUGGGUUGUGAGUUACUUUGCGGGAUCCACCGCGUGACGUCUUCGUUGAGCGCGCACAGUUCACCCAAAGAAAAUGAUGUUAAAGCACCAGUUGUGGAAAAAGAAGAUCGUCCGACAAGCCUGUUCACAAAGACCAACUCACAGUCGACCGGAGAAGUGCUGCGCAAGUACUUGUUGGGAGGCGUGGCAUGGCGCUGUCUGGCACUGCUGAGAGCAUUAGGAGUCGAGGGCCUCUCAUGCUGUCGACAACUGAGCUCCGUCCUUAUCUGGCUGUUCGGCGAGCUGAGCGCGGGCGCGUCCACUCCGACGCAACCGCGCCCGCGCGUCCGAAGAGCGCCCAUACACCAACUAUUUUCCAACAGGAUAUGGUCCAAACAAAAGCCCGCUGGCAGUCCGGCAUCAAAGAUCAACAACACUGCAGUAUCCGACCGGAGUACGACUGGACGAUCCAGACACGUAAGCCAAAGUAAGGACUCCGAUGUCAAAACGAAAAGAAAGACGCUUAAACAAGAACUUUCUUCCGAGUCUGCUGACUCCAACGACGACUUGCAGGUUCUAAACCGAUCGCUCGCCAUCAAAAUUUCUUCUCCCGACGAUUUCGAGUACUUCAACUCGCCUCUAAAGUCUUCCAAUGAGUAUGCCAAUGAACUUUACGGUGAGCCUUUUCAUUCGCCAAAGAAAACAAAACCAAAACCAGAUGAUUAUAUGAACGAAAAGCAUAGAGAGGUUAUCAAUUCUGAGAUAUCCGCGUUUGAAUUCAUCCUCAUGAUCACGGAUUUGCUACAAGAGCUGUGUAAAGCUGAAAGCAGUCUGUCGGGUUCUGAAGGUUCACAAAUAUCAAUGCAGUGUAUAAAUUUUUCAUUAAAAAACCUAUGCUCUCUACAGUUUGGUUCGCUUCCCUCUUGUUCAAAGAGUGUGGACGAAGUCUCUCACAUAAAAGUUGCCCUAACAGAACUACUAAUAGUCUCUUUAGACAAAGUUCUCAUCCGGUCCGACCUGUGUGCCAAACUAAUAAACAAUGGCAUACUACCGAUGCUGCUAAGAAUAUUAGAGGACGUAAUCUGCAAAUCUAGCUCUAAGUACCAUAAGAAGUCUGAUGAGAAUCUCGUCGAUGAUACUUUAACAGAGGCUCAGUCUGACGAUAUGCUCAGAUUCGUUUUCGGCAUAGCGUAUUCUAUCACAGCUUUCUUCCACUGUCUCCUUAUGCAGUGUCGCACCCUGGACAAUUUAAGAGAAUUCACCGAUCAGUUCAAGUUGUACGGAGAGUGUCUCAAAGGCGGUCUACUUAGAGAAUGCGUUGAGUUGAUGAUCAGGAUACGAGGCGUUGAUUACGACGAGGCCUUCACGCUUAUAAAGAAGCUGUUAGAGUCCGUGGGGAAGCUAAUAAACGGAAUGAAGAGGGUGCGAAGUGAGGUUGUGCAUUCUGCAGCUUGCCCUCGUACUAGACAUAAGGUCUGCCGUGCGCGGGUCGCGGCGGGCAUGCAUCACCACCAUGACAUUCUAGGCGAGGCCAGCACAGAUCUUCUCUUAUCGUCCACUUGUUGCGUAUCAGUUCUAUAUGGUACACUGGCUUGCUUGUUAACGGACGAGGAAGUGUCAGCUCAGGCCCCGCUCAGACAUAAAAUACUGCGUGUUAUGUUAAACUCUGGCGUCUGCUGUUGCUUUUCCCCUGGACUGCUAAUGGAAUACAUUGUCCGAUUGAUGUUAACACACGACUCGGUCGCUUCGAAAUGUCUCCAAGUUUUAGAACAUACUGUGUACGGGGAUUUGGGAGCGAGCGUGCUGAUACCGAAGGUCACAGAUCAGCUCCCUUGUUCCAUUUGCGAGCCGAGCGAUGACAAAAGGUUCGCCAAGAAACACUGCCUUCACUCUGUUAGCCCGGUCGAUCGGAAGAGUAUAUGGUCAUUCUUGAUCCACUACAACUCUUUACUACAACUGGAUAAUCAUAAUAAUGUGUUGCAUGCGACGGUGUCUCAUUUGCUUCGAGUGACACCAAAGUGUCGAUUAGAAAUGAAGCACGAGUUACUCUUCAGCGUGAUAUACCCGACUUUCAUAGUCGCCAAACAUAGAUACAUUAUUAGAAUGGAGGACUCGGCCUAUUUCCUGACCGUAUCGUGUCUAAAUAUCUUUUCCAGUCUACUAAACACGGUUUCUUUUGCCGAUCAGUUCAUUCAAAAAGGUGGCCUUAGUUACGUACUGGAGCUCGUCUCCCUACCAGAAUUCUCAAACCAGUGUUGUUCCAUACUCGAAAUAGCUAUUACCGUUGAAAUAUUCAAAUUGAUCAAAGAUAACACAACCACGACUUAUACUAGAGAAAUAAGCUCUCUAGCGUCUAUCCAAAUGCUAUUCAAGUCUCUGUCAGGAACUACCCAGAGAUGCUUCAAAAUCUACCGCCUUAAACUUCCAGAAGAAAAAUUCAACGAGCUUUCUGACGUCGCUGAGGAAAAGAAAAAGCUAUCAUUCAAAGAGAAACGCCGUGACUCGUCACAAAUAAGAAAAGUGUCUAUGCCGAAAGCGAUAAAAACAAACUUCGCUGCGGGUGAGAACGUGAUAGAAGAAUCUAUAGACGAUUACUUGGAGGCUUUGAAGAAUGCAUGGACUUUCUGGAAAUCAUGCGCGGCACUGUGUCUUUAUAGCCCCGUGUUCAGACAAUACGUGAUAGACGAGGACGUGUUCUUGGACAGUUUUGCGCUGCUACGAGUGUUGUUGUAUUUAGUGAGAAACUGCGAUAUCGCGCCGGCGGAGAUGAGACUGCUAAUUAAGAUCGUGGAGGCCUUGCUGACAGUGCAAUUUGCCGUGUCAGACGUAACAUCGGACCGUUCAAAAGAGGCCAGCUGCGCUGUGGUCAGAGCGGCGCUGCACAACGCGGGCACUGACGGUAGCGCGGCAUUGCGAGCGCUGUGUGAGGCGCUAGUGCGCGUCGCUGUUGCUGAACCAAGCGCUGCGCACGCCAUGCCGCCGCCUCCACCGCAAGCAAAGGUUCCGCCCCUCCUUUGCCCCUCCGGCAGCAGCUCCGUGGAAGGGUCCUCUAGCGAGGAGAGCGUUGCAGUGCCCUACGCGUCCGAGCACAGCGAGCCUUACUACCGCGCCGACGAGGGGUACGAGGCUGACGUGGAAAUAGGCAAGUUUGACCUGCUGUCAACGUACAAAUCACGCAAAGUGUCGGAAUCGUUGUCUUCUACAAGCAGCGCUACUGAGCCUGCUUUGGGGCCAGCAUGCUCACAGUACGCGGAGAGCGGGCGGCUAGCGCACCCCGAGCUAUGCGUUAUCGUGCUAGACAUACUCACAGACCUAAUACACAAACUAGUAUCGGAACCCGACGGGCAAGAAGGUGCGCGCGCGUCGGGCGCGUCCUUAGCGCGCGCGUGCUGCACGCGCCUCGCCGCCGCGCUGGGGCGGGCUCGGGCUCCGCCCCCGCCGCUCCUGGGUCGGCUGCUGGGCCCCAAGACCGCCGCCUUAUUGGAGUUGAACGAUCCUGAUCUUGCAGAGCUUCAGCGUAGCAUAUUAGAGCUAAUCCACGUGGUGGCCAUGCGGUCGAUAAGCGCCUCGGAGCUGGCGCUGCUGCUGCGGCUAUGCGCGCGGCGGGCGGCGCUGCCGGCGCUAUUGCCAGCACUGCUUCGGCUGGCCGGGGACGCGGAGCCCGCGCCGCUUGCCGUGCUUGCCUUCCCCGUCACACAGUCUACAGAUGCCGGGCCCUUGGGGCGGAAGGACGGCUUCGAGGACGUGAGCGCUCCGGCGCACUGCGCACACGCAGAGGCGGCGGCACGGGGGCUUCGAGAGGCUCACCUAAAGGCCGGGUUGAACUCGGCAUGGGCGCUGCACGCGGCGCGGUGCGGCGCGGAGGGCGCGGGCUGGGCGCCGUGGCUGCAGGGCUUCGCUCUCACUACUUGGUUACGUCGUCAUCCGCCCAACGAACCAGCAAAUGAAUGGAAGGGUUCAGCAGAGCGUUCGCUCGACGCGAUGGAGAAACACGUAAACUCGGAACUACACGUCCUGACUAUUGGACACGACUCGCUCCUUCUCGAGCUUUGGCUGCACACAGACUGCGGUGCGUUUACACUACGCCUUUCGCGCCCCGAAACAUCAUGCUACAAAGUGCUAAGUGAGACCCGCGUGGACGCAGCCCUACCACCCGCGCAGUGGUGCUGUGUGGCCCUUAACGUUAAAGAGGUCGUGCAUAAGCGAAAAAUACACAUACAGGUGACACUUUACAUAGAUGGAUGCGAGUGUGAAACUGUGUCACUGCCUUUACAAGGCAUCCUGGUCCGCAAAGUGACCCCAACGCACCUACUGGUCGGUCACUCGAUUGCGGCCCGCGGCGGCUAUCACAUGUCGGGGUGCUGCGUGUACCGCGCGCCCGUGCUCGGCGCCGCCGCCGCGCUGCACGCCGCCGCGCACCAGCCCGCGCCGCACCCGCACCUCAAGUGCAAGGUGAGGGUUGUAGCGUGUACAAUUUACUCCCAACGCACCUACUGGUCGGUCACUCGAUUGCGGCCCGCGGCGGCUAUCACAUGUCGGGGUGCUGCGUGUACCGCGCGCCCGUGCUCGGCGCCGCCGCCGCGCUGCACGCCGCCGCGCACCAGCCCGCGCCGCACCCGCACCUCAAGUGCAAGCGUGUACAAUUCACUCCCAACGCACCUACUGGUCGGUCACUCUAUUGCGGCCCGCGGCGGCUAUCACAUGUCGGGGUGCUGCGUGUACCGCGCGCCCGUGCUCGGCGCCGCCGCCGCGCUGCACGCCGCCGCGCACCAGCCCGCGCCGCACCCGCACCUCAAGUGCAAGGUGAGGGUUGUAGCGUGUACAAUUCACUCCCAACGCACCUACUGGUCGGUCACUCUAUUGCGGCCCGCGGCGGCUAUCACAUGUCGGGGUGCUGCGUGUACCGCGCGCCCGUGCUCGGCGCCACCGCCGCGCUGCACGCCGCCGCGCACCAGCCCGCACCGCACCCGCACCUCAAGGUGCUGCGUGUACCGCGCGCCCGUGCUCGGCGCCGCCGCCGCGCUGCACGCCGCCGCGCACCAGCCCGCGCCGCACCCGCACCUCAAGUGCAAGGUGAGGGUUGUAGCGUGUACAAUUCACUCCAAACGCACCUACUGCGUGUACAAUUCACUCCCAACGCACCUACUGGUCGGUCACUCUAUUGCGGCCCGCGGCGGCUAUCACAUGUCGGGGUGCUGCGUAUACCGCGCGCCCGUGCUCGGCGCCGCCGCCGCGCUGCACGCCGCCGCGCACCAGCCCGCGCCGCACCCGCACCUCAAGUGCAACGUGAGGGUUGUAGCGUGUACAGUUCACUCCCAUCCCAACGCACCUACUGGUCGGUCACUCUAUUGCGGCCCGCGGCGGCUAUCACAUGUCGGGGUGCUGCGUGUACCGCGCGCCCGUGCUCGGCGCCGCCGCCGCGCUGCACGCCGCCGCGCACCAGCCCGCGCCGCACCCGCACCUCAAGUGCAAGGUGAGGGUUGUAGCGUGUACAAUUCACUCCAAACGCACUUACUGGUCGGUCACUCUAUUGCGGCCCGCGGCGGCUAUCACAUGUCGGGGUGCUGCGUGUACCGCGCGCCCGUGCUCGGCGCCACCGCCGCGCUGCACGCCGCCGCGCGCCAGCCCGCGCCGCACCCGCACCUCAAGUGCAAGGUGAGGGUUGUAGCGUGUACAGUUCACUCCCAUCCCAACGCACCUACUGGUCGGUCACUCUAUUGCGGCCCGCGGCGGCUAUCACAUGUCGGGGUGCUGCGUGUACCGCGCGCCCGUGCUCGGCGCCACCGCCGCGCUGCACGCCGCCGCGCACCAGCCCGCGCCGCACCCGCACCUCAAGUGCAAGGUGAGGGUUGUAGCGUGUACAAUUCACUCCCAACGCACCUACUGGUCGGUCACUCUAUUGCGGCCCGCGGCGGCUAUCACAUGUCGGGGUGCUGCGUAUACCGCGCGCCCGUGCUCGGCGCCGCCGCCGCGCUGCACGCCGCCGCGCACCAGCCCGCGCCGCACCCGCACCUCAAGUGCAAGUUCACUCCCAUCCCAACGCACCUACUGGUCGGUCACUCUAUUGCGGCCCGCGGCGGCUAUCACAUGUCGGGGUGCUGCGUGUACCGCGCGCCCGUGCUCGGCGCCGCCGCCGCGCUGCACGCCGCCGCGCACCAGCCCGCGCCGCACCCGCACCUCAAGUGCAAGGUCGAUAAUGAAAUUCCAAACUACUCAAGACUCUUGACUCCGAACGUGCUCGAUUCAAACAUCGAUUGGGAUCAUGUGUACGAUAUGUCUGGAGCAGCGCUUCGUGAGCUAAACGAGAAUUUGUUGUUAUCCUUCAGCGCACACGCACCUAAUAUCGUCAAUCUCUACCACCAGACGACGCCAUUAUCCACAGUAUUUUCCACUCGCAACCCGGGUCCGAAACCAGUAGCGGGCGCCUGCGUCCCCGAGCCGCUAGCAUGCACCUGGACCGUGCGCUGGAAAGCGUCCGGGCACUGCGGCAUCGCGCCCGCAGUCUACAUGCUGGGCGGGCCGUCUGUGCUGCUGUAUCUGUUUGCUAGGGUAGUGGAAAUGGAGGCGAGCGCAGAAGAACAAGGGAUGGCAUUGGGAAUAGUCCUUCGCGUAUGCCGCGCUGACAACAGGCUACGGUCGGCAUUGCACGGCGCUGACGGCUUGGAGCUGCUGCUGCGAGUGUUCGGGACGCCGAAGUGCCGCCUCACACGCCGAAUGCUGCAGGUAAAGACAGAAGAACAAGCGAUGGCAUUGGGAAUAGUCCUUCGCGUAUGCCGCGCUGACAACAGGCUACGGUCGGCAUUGCACGGCGCUGACGGCUUGGAGCUGCUGCUGCGAGUGUUCGGGACGCCGAAGUGCCGCCUCACACGCCGAAUGCUGCAGGUAAAGACAGAAGAACAAGCGAUGGCAUUGGGAAUAGUCCUUCGCGUAUGCCGCGCUGACAACAGGCUACGGUCGGCAUUGCACGGCGCUGACGGCUUGGAGCUGCUGCUGCGAGUGUUCGGGACGCCGAAGUGCCGCCUCACACGCCGAAUGCUGCAGGUAAAGACAGAAGAACAAGCGAUGGCAUUGGGAAUAGUCCUUCGCGUAUGCCGCGCUGACAAAAGGCUACGGUCGGCAUUGCACGGCGCUGACGGCUUGGAGCUGCUGCUGCGAGUGUUCGGGACGCCGAAGUGCCGCCUCACACGCCGAAUGCUGCAGGUAAAGACAGAAGAACAAGCGAUGGCAUUGGGAAUAGUCCUUCGCGUAUGCCGCGCUGACAACAGGCUACGGUCGGCAUUGCACGGCGCUGACGGCUUGGAGCUGCUGCUGCGAGUGUUCGGGACGCCGAAGUGCCGCCUCACACGCCGAAUGCUGCAGGUAAAGACAGAAGAACAAGCGAUGGCAUUGGGAAUAGUCCUUCGCGUAUGCCGCGCUGACAACAGGCUACGGUCGGCAUUGCACGGCGCUGACGGCUUGGAGCUGCUGCUGCGAGUGUUCGGGACGCCGAAGUGCCGCCUCACACGCCGAAUGCUGCAGGUAAAGACAGAAGAACAAGCGAUGGCAUUGGGAAUAGUCCUUCGCGUAUGCCGCGCUGACAACAGGCUACGGUCGGCAUUGCACGGCGCUGACGGCUUGGAGCUGCUGCUGCGAGUGUUCGGGACGCCGAAGUGCCGCCUCACACGCCGAAUGCUGCAGGUAAAGACAGAAGAACAAGCGAUGGCAUUGGGAAUAGUCCUUCGCGUAUGCCGCGCUGACAACAGGCUACGGUCGGCAUUGCACGGCGCUGACGGCUUGGAGCUGCUGCUGCGAGUGUUCGGGACGCCGAAGUGCCGCCUCACACGCCGAAUGCUGCAGGUAAAGACAGAAGAACAAGCGAUGACAUUGGGAAUAGUCCUUCGCGUAUGCCGCGCUGACAACAGGCUACGGUCGGCAUUGCACGGCGCUGACGGCUUGGAGCUGCUGCUGCGAGUGUUUGGGACGCCGAAGUGCCGCCUCACACGCCGAAUGCUGCAGGUGAUCUUAGAGGAAGCCUGCACUAGCCGCGUGUUGACUUCCACCGGAGCCGGAUUGGUGGUCAGCGGCGCUGACGCGGUGGUGCGCGAGCCAGCGUUACUAGCGCUACUAGUGCAAGCCAGCCGCCAUCUCGACACGAAGGAGGAACUGGAAUGGGAAGUGGAGGGCGAGCGCAUGCGCGGCUCUCUCUGGGCACUGACGUUGUGCUGCAUACGUUCGCUGCUAGAAGACGCGGGCGCACGGCGAUGGCGCGCUUUUAACCAGCAGCAGCUACACCGGCAUCAUCUACUUCGGUUGUUGCUGGCUGCUUGCAAGGAACGUUUUCUGAACUCAGAGGACAAUCCAAGCCGCAGCCCGGACGCGGCAGGCGCCUGCCUCGUGGGGGUGGUGGGGGGGCUGCUCGGCUCACCGCCCCUCCCCUGCCAUCUGGCGGAGCUGUGUGACUUCCUGCUGCUGAUGCAUCAGGCAAGCGACACAUUUGUGACGCAUUCGCGGGCGAACUUCUACUUCCUCCUAACGGCAGACACCCAAGACACCAGCGAGUUUAUGAUGAAGGCGCGGCGGCGGGAGCCGGAGCCCGAGGCCACCGACAGCGGGAGUCUGCGAGAGGAGGACAGCAAGCUGAUGAAGGGCAUCAUCAACAUGCAGAUCAAGGAGGGCAGAAAACACAAUAUCUCAUCGACGUCAGAGAAUUCGGAUUUAAAUAUUGAAAUGAGCGGCGACAUGAUGGACCCCGUAGUAGAAAACGAGAGCGUGCCCGAUGACGCGCUCAGCGGGUACAUAGUCGUCGACGUGGACGACGUAGCACACACAACCGUCGAGAUGUAUUCCAGCGGGAUCUACCAUGAGAAACGAGUACGCGCUGGCGCCGCUCCGGGCUGGACGGCUUGCGAGGGUCUACUGCUUCUUCUGCGAGAUGCCAUCUUACUGCUCUCUGAACACGACUUGGCACAGGCGAUGCAAGGCGCUAUACAGCCCGAGGCGCUGAUCGUGGUCGCGAACCACCGCGACGCGGGCGUGCGCGCAGCCGUCCUCCGUGUCGUGGGCGCGCUGCAGCGCCGCGGCGUGCCCGCGCUGCAGCCGCGCGUGCCGCACAAGACCUACCUCUACCGACAUCUAGCCAACCAGAUAGCCUUGUAUCCGAGCUCAAUAGAGCUAGCAGCAGCGUGUGCCGCCCUUGUCACCAAGUGCGACGUGCCGUUAGAAGACCAGCUCGAGGACGACAUCUGGGUGGACGUUUCUCCCGAAAUGCUACACUGCGCGGCUCCGCUUUUGGCAACACUACCAACCUGCCUGCACGAUCCACCGCUUGCGCACAACGUGUCUCUUCUCGUUCGCCGCAUUAUUGACAAGGGUUCUCUAAAACUGCUCUCCGAGAUGAGCAUAGCCGAGGUGGCCGUGCGCUGUGUACGCGACCUGGGCGCGACCGGGGAGUUCAACGGACGGGCGUUACUGCUGUCCGACAUGGGGGCGCUACUCGCGAAGCUCGCGGUCAAGGCACUCGAGUCACACCACCACAUGCAGAUAAUCACCGAUAUGCAUCAUAUGCUGACAUAUGCGGAACUGACGGCCGAAAGCGAGAACGUAGCGCGAGCGGCACGCGCUGCCCAGGUGUCGUUGUUCGUGGCACAACUCGACCAUUUGGAUAUAGCGAGCCGCGCGCGUCAAAAGCAUAACAAUUACUUCACUAAUGUUCUCUCAUCAGCGGUAUCACUGGGUACAGAGGGAAUAUCCCAAACGGAACUGGAAGCUCGACAAUUAGCCACCGUCACUGCGUCGGUGAACUUCCUGCAGUCGCGAUCGCCCGUGCUGCCGGUCCACUCCGAGGGCGAGCUAGUGGAACGACUACUAGUCAUGCUUAUAGCCGCCGUGAGCGGCGGCCUACCAACGCGGCGGGCGUGGUGGGCUGGCUCCGGCGGGGAUGGAUGGCUGCGUGCUUUACGAGAACUAGUAUGGUGGGUGGGCGCCCCAGCCUCGGGCGCACGCGCGCUGCAACCCCACCUUCUGCGCGCACUGCACGCCGCCCCACACGUGGCCACCAUGCUCAAGCCUCCACCAACUUGCAGAAAGUUGGCAGUGUACCUGCUCCUGAUGUUGCGUCACAUGCACGCGCUAGCCGAGAACGGCGACGAGGGCGUUGAACUCGCCAUCACAGACUGGGCGCGUGGCUGGUGCGUGGCGCUCCAGGACGGGCUCGAGAACAGGCUCGGAGCGGCGUUACAAGACGAGGCUGCUGCCCUACUGAGAGUGGACGAGGAGCGCUGGACCAAGACUGCCCACAACCACAACGCCAAUAUUGGCAAAGUAAUCUUCAGCAAGGAGUCCCUAGCGGCGCGCCUAACCGAGUCAGCAAUGGCAGCGACGCGAGCCGUAGUGGACGUGCAAAAUGGAGAACGCAAGGCGUUCAUGGAAGUGCUACGGCGCUCGCAGUCUUCUGGAGCCGUCGCGACGAGGUGCUGGCAGCAACUGGCCGACCAUCUCACUCAUGAGCAAGCAUUAUGGCAUGAACCGGAAUCGUACCCCGUGUCGUGGGAGCUAGACGGCGCCGAGGCACCGGGCCGCGUGCGCGUGCGUCUACGCCGCGCACAUCUCGCGCUCAAACCGCGCUUCCUAAAGCCCAGUCAUCAGCACAAGCCCGUACUAGCAGAAGCAGCUGCGUGCAGCACAGUCCAUCUUCGCAGCAUCACGGGCGACGCUGGCGGGUUUCGCGGGGGGCUAGUGGCUCGACUGCAGCUACACGAGACCGUGGCGCACAUGGCGCGCGUCACGCUCGUCACCGUGGCGCGAGAGCGAGACGGGGAGCUGCUGCUCACCGACAGAUGUAUACACUUCGUACCGGACUCGUUAGGCGACGUGGAAGGCGAGGAAGCACUAAGCUGGGCGCUAGAAGACGUUCGCCACGUCGCCACCCGACGGUGGUGCUUGCAAGAACGGGCCGCGGAGCUGUUCCUAGCUGAAGGCAGAGCGUGGCUGCUGGCGUUCGCGGGGAACGCCGAGCGGACCGCCUUCCUACAACACACCGCCAAGCAUUUACCCACUAGAAUGGAGCCUGAAACCCUCUCCGAAGCCAUGAACCAAUGGCGCAACGGCACCAUCACCAACUGGGAGUACCUCAUGAAACUCAACGGCCUGGCGGGCCGCACCUACAACGACCUUAUGCAGUACCCAGUCCUGCCGUUCGUGAUAGCUGACUAUAGUAGCAGGAUACUGGACCUUAACGACCCUGCCACGUUUAGAGACCUAAGCAAGCCCAUGGCCAUUCAGAAUAAGAGCAGGGAGCAGCAUUAUAUCAAUACAUACAACGAUCUAAAAGCAGCCCGUCGAGAAGGCUGCGGCGCGCUAGCGUCACGCGACCCACAUCACUAUGCAUCUUUAUACUCGAACCCUGGUUGUGUGUUACACUACCUCGUACGACUGCCCCCGUUUACACAACUGCUGCUGCACUACCAAGACAACAACUUCGAUAUGCCAGACCGCACGUUCCACUCGUUGGCGACCACGUGGCGACUCAUCACCAACGACUCGCCCACCGACGUGAAGGAGCUCAUUCCCGAACUGUACUACUUGCCCGAGCUGUUCCACAACGACGAAGGCUUGAAUCUCGGCGUGCGCCAAUGCGGCGCGUGCGUGGACGACGUGGAACUCCCAGCGUGGGCGGCCGACGCGCGCCUGUUCACGCUCGUCCACCGCCAGGCGCUCGAGGCGCCGCUGGUCACCGAGAGCCUGCCGCACUGGAUCGACCUCGUGUUCGGCUACAAGCAGACCGGCCAAGCCGCCAUCGACGCCGUCAACGUGUUUCCGCACUGCACCUACUACGGCUUCGACCCGGAAACGUUGUCUGACGAGGUGGACCGCACGGCGGCGGCCGCCAUGGUCCGCACGUACGGCCAGGCGCCGCGCCAGCUGCUGCGCGCGCCACAUCCACACCGCGCGUCCGACCUUGCGCCUACUACUGACAGACAGCCACAAGUGUGGGCGGGGGUGGAGGGCGCGCGCUGGGGCCGGUACUGCGGCUCGCCCUCGCUCGGCGCCCCGCGGGUGGCGCUGCGGCGCGCGCUGGGCGGCGCGAGGCUGGCGCCGCUGCCCGAGCGCGCGCACGCCGCCGCCGCCGCCGCCGCGCCGCCGCACAACGCUCUGCUCGCGUUGCCUGCUGAUCACGGCGACGUCUCCACCAACUCGUCGGGCGAAACCUGUCUAGCUCUAUUAUCGUGGGGGCACUCCGACGGCGUUGUGCGCCUCAAGCGACGCCGCGACGCGCCGCUGGAGCCCGUGCUGCGAGUAACCCCACUUGACCAGAUCACAGCAGUGGCGACAUCGUGCACGUCAGCCUCAUGUCCGGUCGUGAUCGGGCACGCGUCCGGACGCGUGCUAGUGCUGCGGCCGCGGCGCGGCGGCGGCGCCGCUUUACGUGCACGGUCACUCGCGCUGCACGCGCACGACGCGCACGUCACCGACGUCGCCGUGUGCGUGCCCGCCGGGCUGCUGGUCACCGCUAGUGUUGAUGGCAAGAUCGUGCUGUGGGACUUGAAUAAGCUGACCUACAUCCGCACGCUCCCCAACCGCGACAUGCUGCCCGUGACGCACGUGGCUAUCAGCGAGACGCUCUGCGACGUUGCCAGCGUGCACGACGUGACGGCGCCGACGACGAGCACGCCAACUGCCGACGACGACUCGUACGAGAAGGACGCGGAGAACUACAAGUCGCUUAUACGCGUGCAUACGGUCAACGGGAGAUUUGUUGGUAGCGUGAAAGUAGCAGAGCGAGUAACAUGCAUUUGCUACUCGAACGCGCCGGAAGGCGUCAGCGUGAACGCAAUAGCGUGCGGGGACCGCAGCGGCGCCGUGCGGUUCUACAGCGCGUGGGACCUGCGCCCGCUCGGCGUGCUGCCGGCCGCGCACACCGCGCCCGCUGCACUCGGCGUCGUUAGCUUAACAUACAGCCUGGACAGCGAGAUCCUGUUCGGCUGCUACGCGGACGGCACGUGCGUGGCGUGGCACGGCGGCGGCGCGCGGCCCACCGUGCAGCUGCUGCCCGCGCACGCGCUAUUCUGACGCUCACUGCGCGCGCGCUGCUGCCUCGCGCCCGGCUAGCGGGGUCACUGACCCCGGCUACUGUCGCAGCCUACACAGCCUGAACAGGCUCUCGAUUGGUCAAACAACUGACUUGCACGACGUUAACCGCGCGUAGCAAAACGUGAGUUUACUAUUGUAUCGUUUUUCUGAUGCUCGAUGCGCUCAGUAAACACGCGUUGAAAACGGUAGCCCAGUUUUCGAGCUAAGCUAACACGGAAUUGUAAGCGCUCGUAUACAUUAUUGUGAAUGGCAAUGGAUUGGUAUUGUUUCCUAAAACAUAUAAAACCCGCGUUUUCGUAAAGUUUCAGUGCAAUGACUAAGUUAUUUCUUGUGGCUGGCUAAGGCUACAAAAAUCUAAUUUUAAAUAUGAUCAAACUUUUACUCAAAAAAAUUGUAGUCACGAAUCUCAACGUCUUAUAAAUGUUGUGUCGUGAAAAUACGCUAAAAUAUAGACUUACCAAAUGUCAAAUACAUAAUAUAUUAUAUUCAUAGGAAUAAUAAUUAUCAUUCUUGUCUUCCGUCAGAGCCUAGCAAAGUAUGUAUAGGUAUAUUAUGUUUUAAAUCUAUGAUAUUGCCACAUAUCCGAAAACAAUGCAACUUUCUUUAUUUAUACGUAUAAGAGACUUGUUUAAGUGUACUCUAUGGUGUGAAAUUUUAUCAUAACAUAUUCCAAUCACUAAUCAUAUUUUAGCAAUCAGAGUGGAAAUUUAUUUCCUUUUUUCAAAUACUUAAUUAUAUGAAGUAUGUUUACCCUACCAGCGUCACAAUGUGAUAUCAGAUGUAUGUCAUAUGAGGCAGUGGUUUAUUUGCUCAAAGCUAAGUAAUUAUCCAACGGUAUUUAUGCCUCAUUGGCCAAGCCAAUUUUUUAUCAAAUGGCUCCUCUACACGAGGGCCCAACGUAGGCCAAUCGAAGGGACGCAGCUAUGCGGUGGAAUGAGAUAGCAAUAUCACUUGCUCCCUCUAACGCAUAAAUGCGUCCCUUAGAUUGGCUUACGUUGGGCCAUCGUGU